CGCCAAGGUUACUCGUUAUGUUGAAUAGAAUAUAAGUAUCUAUUUAAAUAGACAUUUUUAUUCACAGGUGUACAAAAUAAUAUAAGUGAAAUGAUGAACAAUUGUUGCUCAUUUGAGGUUGAGCGACUGUAUAACAUUUAUAGAAGUAUAGAUGACCCACAUUGUUCAAUAUGUAUGAUGUUAAAUCAUAAAAAGUUAACUUUCAACUUGGAUUGGCAAAUCAUAGCAAAAUCUUUCGUGUUACCCACUUUGAAGAAUCCCACUAAAGCGUUAUAUAUACAUGCACUUUCUGGAAGUAAAGAGGUUUUUAAGGAAAAACUCAUAAGAUGUGAAAAAUGUUAUUUGACCGUUCACAAAGUGUGCUAUGGCAUAACUGUAGAUACAAGUAGUCAAUGGUUGUGUGAUCGAUGCACGAAAAAUCCUAAGUUUGCUGCUUGUGUAUACUGUCCAUUGAAAGGUGGUGCUAUAAAAAAAUUUAAAAUCAAUGGAUGGUCACAUGUUGAAUGUCAUCUUUUUGUGCACGGCAGUAGUCCAUUAACUACCAAUACUUUUUCAACAGACUUUAUAACUAACCAAAAGUGUGUAAUAUGCAAUUUAACAUCUGGUAAUUGUUUUCGUUGCUCUGGAAGCAAUUGCUGUGCACAGUUCCAUAUUUCUUGUGGAAUAUUUGCUGGAUAUAAUUAUCAAAUUCAACAAAAGAGGAAGCAUAUUGCUUUAAUGUAUUGCAAUAAUCAUUCAUAUAUUCCAGAUCAAAACAAGAUAGUUCAUAUAAAUCAAAAAGUAUGGGCAAGACACUUGCAACAUAAAAGGAUCUCUGAAUGUCGAAUAGUAAAAAUUAAUAAAACUCCUUUAGGUAUUGUGAAAUUCAAUGAUGAUACAAUAUCAGACAGUAUUACACUAAAAGAAAUUAAGAUAUUCUUGUUUGUUUUACAUUUUGUAUAUUAUUAUCUUUCAGUAAAGCCUUUAUGUUAUAUCACAAAUUUACAGAUAUAUAAAAAAUAAAAUGUUAUGCAAUCAAAAUACAACAUAUGAUUCUGCAUACAUCUAUACUGUUUUCAGAAUAAGAACUCAC
Acyrthosiphon pisum (pea aphid) is the source of this 1072-nucleotide messenger RNA. Its product is annotated as lysine-specific demethylase 4C-like. The record is from RefSeq and is a predicted model, not a curated record. The transcript is spliced from 5 exons. Gene Ontology annotation, biological process: regulation of transcription by RNA polymerase II. Bases 91 to 1002 code for a protein of 303 amino acids. NCBI's taxonomy places the organism in Eukaryota, Metazoa, Arthropoda, Insecta, Hemiptera, Aphididae.